This is a messenger RNA of Acanthosepion pharaonis, 2325 nucleotides long. NCBI's taxonomy places the organism in Eukaryota, Metazoa, Mollusca, Cephalopoda, Sepiida, Sepiidae. The record is from the annotation of a GenBank genome assembly.
AUGGAAAUUAUUAGUAAGUUGAAAGAUUCUCAUAAAGGCCAGUUGAACUAUGAAAGAAAAACUGACUUUGGCCGUCUUAGUGAUGAUCUUAACAAAUGUACAUCACCACCACUUGGAAACUUUAAUCCUAUUUUUCAUUCAAAUUUGCUUGAUGAAGAAACAAUUGAAGAGUCUGAUGAAAGCAAGGAUGAAUCAUGUGAUAACAAGGUUUUAAUAAAUAAUGAAUCUGAAGAUAAUAGUAAAGAAUUUUCCACAGUGCCUUUAUGGCCAGCAGAUUAUGUACAAAGUAAAUUGGCCAUUUUGGAAUGUGAAGCCUACUGGGAUAACAAAGUCAAGUUGGCUAUCAAGAAGAAGGUUCAGGAAUUUUAUGAAAAUGAAAAAAAUUUAAAUUUCAAGACAAAAUUGGAAUUAGAAGAUCUCUGCAAACAGGAAGCUUUUAGAGAUAAUUGUCGAUAUGAAGAACUUAAAGCUCAGCAGAAGCAGUUAGUGGAGGAAGGUGAGAAGUACCAGCAACAACUCCGGAAACAGCACAUACAUCACAAUGAGACUGCAUAUUCUAAAUUUCAAGAAGCAAAGUUAAAAAGAAAGCAGUUAGAAGAAGCUGCAAGAAAAGACAGAGAGAUGAAGCUUGAACAACUUCAAGAGCAACAAAAAAAGAUCUUAUCAUACAGCAAAUCAUUUUCUGACAUGAUAUCCCAAUGUCAAUACACAGAACUGUUGUCUGAUAAAGUCAGCAAAUCCCUUGAGCUUGUAACCAAACUGAGUAACAUGUCCACAGGUAUUUUGGCCCAGGCAGAAAGUACUGGUGGUGCCACCAAUGAACAACUGAAUGAAGCCAUUAAUAUAACAGAAAAGUUGUUAUCUGUCACUACCAAAAUGAAACAGAUUAUUGAAGAAGCUAAUAAAAAAGGCAAGGAGCAGGAAAGUCUGCAACAGCAGCAGCAGCAGCAACAACAGCAACAACAGCAACAUUCAUCUGUUGUUCAGAAUACUACUAGUCCCAUAGAAUCACUGACUUCAUCUAUCAAUACAAUCAAGAAACAGGAAGCAGAUAAUGAAGAAAAUCAAGCCUUGGAACAAUUUUCUCAGUUUGUUGAUCCUGAAGCACUAAAAGAAUAUUUACGUCUACAAACCAAAUUAAAAGAUGUGGAGACUCAACUAGAUGCCUUUUUAAAGAAUGCACAGCUGAAGGAGUAUAGAUUCAAAAUACGCAAGGCAGCAAAUAUUUUGAUUAAUGCAAUAUCUCCACUAAGUGGUUCUCAUUUAAAAGACAAACUUAACAAAUUGACAAUGCUUCUUCAGGGACAAAACAUUGAAGUAUCAAAUAAAUAUAUAUCAGCUAAAGAACAACCUGAAGGCAUCACAUUUGCUAAAUAUCUCAUUGCUAAAAUGUUGGUUAAAAAAGGAGCUGAGCAGGUUUCCUCAAGCUAUGAAUCUGCAUUUGCAAUUGCUACUGUUGCUGUGGGUUUGUGGGUAAACUUACCAGAUUUAGGAGAACUCCUGUUGGCCAAUUUCCAUCUUGCAUGUCCAUAUAUUGUGCCAUAUUACAUACCACAAGAAGACGGCCAAAGCACAGAAGAUCACCAAAAAUUGCUUGGUUACAAAUAUGAAAAUGGAAAGAUAGAAGACCAAGAAAAAUUCUUAACUCGAAUGACAGGCAUAAUGCGAUUAUAUGCUGCCAUGAUGGUGUCUCCAAUGCCACCAGGAGUUAACAAAUCCCAUCCACAUGGGAUUGAAAAUUUGACUUUAUUGCUUUGUUUGGGGUUAAAUGAUAAAAAACAAUUUCUUUUUUUUAUUCUUAUCAUUUUUUUCUUCCUAAUUUAUUUUCUUUUUCUAAUUUUCCCCUUUUUUACCAUUUCUUUUUCUUUCUUUCUUUUUCUUUCUCUGCUACUUUUCUUUCUUCCCCAUUUUUUUCUUUUUCCUAUUUCUUUUUUUCUGCCAUUUUUUUUGUGUUUUUUCUCUGUCAAUUCUUUUUUUAUGAUCCCUACCAAGUUUUUUCUUUGUCCUCUAUUUCUUUCUUUUCUUUCUUUUCUUUACUUUUCUUUCUGUCAUUUUGUUUCAUUCUAUGCCAUUAUGUUUUUCAAUCUCAGCCAAUUCUUAUUUUUUUUGUUAGUCCUUUUUUUUUCUUUCUCCUCCAUUUAUUUUUUCUUCCUCAUUUCUUUACUUUGCCAUUUCUUCUUUUCACUCUCUGCCAAUUCUUUAUUUUUCUCUGCCAAUUCUUGUUUCUUUCUAUGUCAUUUUUUCUUCCUUUCUUUGUCCUUUUUUUUCUGCCAUAACCUUCUUUUUCUUUUAUGCCAUUAUUUGAUUAACCUGAUUUUAUCAUAA